Eleginops maclovinus (Patagonian blennie) is the source of this 894-nucleotide messenger RNA. Its product is annotated as G-protein coupled receptor 4-like. Gene Ontology annotation, biological process: positive regulation of Rho protein signal transduction; phospholipase C-activating G protein-coupled receptor signaling pathway. Gene Ontology annotation, molecular function: G protein-coupled receptor activity. Gene Ontology annotation, cellular component: plasma membrane. The record is from RefSeq and is a predicted model, not a curated record. The coding region runs from base 1 to 894 and encodes 297 amino acids. NCBI's taxonomy places the organism in Eukaryota, Metazoa, Chordata, Actinopteri, Perciformes, Eleginopidae. The transcript has 2 exons.
AUGAUGAACUCCACCACCAACCUCUACCUGAACUCUACCGCCGCCCGUGGACCCCCCCCAUGGUACCAGUUCCCGGUGUGCGCCGUGGCUCCGUACGGCUUCAUCUUCUACUUCGGGGUGAAGGUCUUUAACCUGGCAGUGGGGACGCCCUGCAACGUGCUGGUCCUCUGGCAGAUCGCCACCAGGAAGAGCGACGCGUCCACCUCGGACAUAUUCAUCUUCAACCUGGCCGUCAUGGACGCCUUCUUCUGCCUCAUGACGCCCAUUGAGAUGGUGAACCGGCUGCUGCUGGACGACGGACGCAUCUGGUACUUCCAGAGGUUUGCGUACGGGAUCAAGGACGUGGCCCCGCUCUUCCUGGUGUGCAUCUGCUUGGACCGCUACGUGGCGGUGGUCCACCCGAUCCUCUUCACUGGUAUCCGGGACAACAAGAUCCGCAUUGGGAUUUCCGCGGUGGUCUGGGGCCUCAUCCUGGCCUACGCCCUGACCAAGAGCACCCUGGGGGUCAUGAGCGUGAAUGAGGUCUUCAGCGGAGUCAUCCUCUUCGCCUUCGCCGUCAUGGUGUUCUGCAACAUCUCCGUCAUCUGGGUGCUGAGGCGCUCUGUGGCGGGGAAGGAGGAGAUGCACCCGGUGAAGAGGAAGGCCUUCAAGAUGGUGCUGAUCAUCCUGGUCAUCAUCGUGGCCAACUACCUGCCGCCCGUCGCCCUCAUGCCCUUCGUGUCGUACUACACCUUUGUGGCGUUCAGGUGCCAGAUCAGCAUCAGCGUGUUCUCCAUCAUGGACCUGAGCUGCAGCAUGGAGCCACUCCUCUACAUCACCAAGAUGGACCGUGUGGAAGGGCGCUGCUGCGGACGCUGUUUCUCCAGGAAGCAGGACGAUGACGUCAAGGUGUGA